Molecule: messenger RNA, 1368 nt
Organism: Rasamsonia emersonii CBS 393.64
Lineage: Eukaryota; Fungi; Ascomycota; Eurotiomycetes; Eurotiales; Trichocomaceae
Product: Ceramide synthase membrane component (LAG1)
Exons: 3
Coding region: 1-1368 (455 amino acids)
Biological process (GO): ceramide biosynthetic process
Cellular component (GO): membrane
Molecular function (GO): sphingosine N-acyltransferase activity
Source: RefSeq, a predicted model, not a curated record
AUGCCUCGCGUGCGGAGAAAAUCCAGCAAUCUGGGGGCGGAUAUCCGCGGUGAUACCAGUGCCCCGGCCAUAUCGACCAUGUCCACGGGCAUCGCAACCAAGACGGAGGUUGCAGACGUGUCUCAGGAUCGUCCGCCGCGGACCGCAACAGACAAGGCCGGGAGAUCGCCAGCCAAACGGCGCAAAACACGCUCCUUGUUCCGACGCUGGAUAGACCUUUCGUUGAAGCACACAUGGCUGACGCCUCUGGUGAUCUUGCUGGUGAUCCUGUCCGCGUAUGCCGUCAAUCCGACCGAGUCCAAUCCGAUGCAUAGCGCCAUCUUCCUGUCGUACCGUCGCGAACCGCGCUACCCGGGCGAGCCGGUGAUGUAUGGCAAGGGCAAGAAGGAUUUCGCCUUCGUCGCCUUCUACACCGUCUUCCUGUCCUUCACCCGCGAAUUCCUGAUGCAACGGGUCAUCCGCCCGUGGGCGAUCUACUGCGGGAUCCGCUCCAAGGCCAAGAUCGCUCGCUUCAUGGAGCAGGUCUACACGGCCAUGUACUUUGCCAUCUUUGGGCCGUUUGGUCUGUACGUCAUGAGUCGGACGAAUAUCUGGUACUUCAACACCACGGCCAUGUUCGAAGGGUUCCCGCACCGAGAGCACGAGGCGGAUUUCAAGGCUUACUACCUGCUGGAAGCGGCGUACUGGGCCCAGCAGGCCAUUGUCCUGCUGCUGCAGCUGGAGAAGCCCAGGAAGGACUUUAAAGAGCUGGUUGGGCACCAUAUCAUCACAUUGGCCCUUAUCUUCCUGAGUUAUCGGUUCCACUUUACGUACAUGGGGCUUGCCGUGUACAUUACCCACGAUAUCUCGGACUUUUUCCUGGCAACGUCAAAAACUCUCAACUAUCUGGAUUCCCCGAUCAUUGGGCCGUAUUUUGGACUGUUUGUUGCCGUCUGGAUCUACCUGCGACACUACCUGAACCUCAAGAUCCUCUGGGCAGUGCUGACGGAAUUCCGAACUGUGGGACCGUACGAGCUGAACUGGGAGACGCAACAGUACAAAUGCUGGAUCAGUCAGAUCAUCACCUUUGUCUUGCUGGCCAGCUUGCAGGCGGUCAACCUCUUCUGGCUGUUCCUGAUCCUGCGCAUUCUGAAGAACUACCUCUUGAACAGCGUGAAGAAGGACGAACGGAGCGACAAUGAAGAGGACGACGAAGAGGUGGAGACGACUACGAAAGCUUCGAACGGAUCUGCCGCCCUGCCCAACGGCGACGGUCAGUCAUUGACGCAACGGAAUGUCGGCAAGGACCAGCAGGCUCCUCAGGUUCUCCUGAACGGGCAGCCAGUGGCCGACGCCGACGAUUCCACGGACGACAAGAAAGACCGAUGA